AUGAUGUAAGUUAUUUUCAAGUUUUCAGCAUUAGAGAAAAUGCAAAGAGUUCCAUCACGAGAAAACCAUUCAGCCCUAAUAUCAAAAUUCUAAAAUGUUGCUAUUGCAGGUUCGCUCCUCGCCUCAUCUCGUCCGCCGGGACUUCUUCCCCGAUGCCAACCUCAGCGCAAUCCGAGCCAAAACAGCCAGACACACCCAGACCUAAGUAAUGUUGGGUCUGUCUGGGGAGACAAUUGAUAGAAUCGCUCAAUUUUUCCCCAACAAUAAAUCAUUUAAAAAUCAAACCUGUUUUAGUGUUUAUUUGAAGAAAAACGUCUAAAAGUUCGCAGACAUAUGAAUCGAAUCAAUACCGAGUCCGACACAUCUUUUUGCCAUGCAGAGUCAAUGCAUUCAGUGCCCACCAGCUUCAUAUUUCCACCUUCGGGUUUCAGACAGUAGAGAUAGGGGGGUUAUAAAAAGGGUGCUGGGCAGAUAUCGUCAUUCUUCCAGGCCAACCGACCCAGUGGACGGUCGGAUAGUCUCAUUCUGCUGGUUUUUUGGGCAGACGGACUUUCCAGACCCGUCGCUGAUCGAUAUCGAUUGCAGACAUUUCUUUUUCGCCCUUCCACCCCCUUUCGCUUUCCGUUCUAUUCGCAGAUUUGCUUCUUCUAUUGCGAAGCAUUUCCAGCGGUAAGAUCAGGGCAACCAGAAGCUCAACGAAAAUGGGGUGCAGGUCGCCCACUCAUUUCGCCUGGCGGUACCCAAUUCUCCGAUUCUCCAGAGUCAGCAAAAAAUUUUGUGAUUAGUGAGUUUUUGUGUGAGCGUAGCACCUUCGAACCAUGUUAUUUAUAGCAAGACUGCCCGUCAACUGCUUCGGGAAAGCAUUCAGCAGGCUCAGCUCAGAAGUGAUAUUGUGUGCCAUCAGCUAGCCUAUUUUGAGCUGCACUCGACUCUUGAAACGCUGGGAAUGAACGCAUUGCUCGAGUACAAGUUGGACGGUAACAAUCUUUGUUGCUUUCCGCAUUAUUUCACUCAUUUCUUUCAGAAACUGAAGAAAACAGAGACGAAGAUCCGCGUGUGCCGAGAAAACCGCAGAAGCACAUCGACAAGUGAGUUCUCUCGGACCUCGAGACAUCUUGUCCUAGCACUAUUCAACACGAAAUUUUCAGAUACAAAAUUCAAAUAGCCGAAGUGCUGGACACCGCGCUCUACCACACGUCCCGCUGCCUCAGAUCGUCGCCAGUCUCUCCCAACUCAGAUUCCUGGACAUUUCGAGCACGUGGGUCUCCGACGUCACGUGCAUCUCGAGAUUCCGCAACCUCGAACUGCUUAUCAUGUACUAUCUGAACAUUCUGAAGGGCGACGGCACCGAGACGCUGUCAAAUUUGACGAAAUUUCAGCUUGCGGAUUGCGGAAUUCAGUAUUUUCCAAGGGUUCUACGGCGUGACAAACAUGGAGGAGGAGAUGACCUGCAAGGAGUUCCUCAAAUUCAUAAGAAUCGCGUUUGCCUUCAACAGAAAAAUCGCCUCAAUCUCCUAA
This is a messenger RNA of Caenorhabditis sp. 36 PRJEB53466, 1518 nucleotides long. The record is from the annotation of a GenBank genome assembly. NCBI's taxonomy places the organism in Eukaryota, Metazoa, Nematoda, Chromadorea, Rhabditida, Rhabditidae.